This is a messenger RNA of Arabis nemorensis, 864 nucleotides long. The record is from the annotation of a GenBank genome assembly. Lineage: Eukaryota; Viridiplantae; Streptophyta; Magnoliopsida; Brassicales; Brassicaceae.
AUGUACAAGGAUCGUAGUGGAGGAAUAAUGGGUGGUGGUGGAUCAUCGAGAUCGGAGAUCCUUGGUGGUGGAGCUAUUGAUCGGAAACGAAUCAAUGAUGCUUUAGACAAACAUCUUAAGAAAUCUUCACCUUCUUCUACAUCUAGGGUUUUCGUUUCUAAAGACAAAGAUUCCUUUUUUGCUUCAACUUCCACUGCUAAAUCUCAUCUUCCUCCUCGUUCACCUCAAGUUGAAUCUGAAACUGAUAGUGAAGGAUCAGAUGUGAGUGGUUCAGAAGGUGACGAUGAUGAUACUUCGUGGAUCUCUUGGUUUUGUAAUUUGAGAGGGAAUGAGUUUUUCUGUGAAGUAGAUGAAGAUUAUAUACAAGAUGAUUUCAAUCUUUGUGGAUUAAGUGGUCAAGUUCCUUACUAUGAUUAUGCACUUGAUCUUAUAUUAGAUGUUGAAUCAUCAAAUGGUGAUAUGUUUACUGAAGAACAGAAUGAGAUGGUUGAAUCAGCUGCUGAGAUGUUAUACGGUCUUAUUCAUGUUCGUUACAUUCUCACAACUAAAGGAAUGGCUGCUAUGUUGGAGAAGUACAAAAACUAUGAUUUCGGGAGAUGCCCGAGAGUUUUCUGUUGCGGGCAAUCUUGUCUUCCGGUUGGACAAUCUGAUAUCCCGAGGUCGAGCACGGUGAAGAUAUACUGCCCGAAAUGCGAGGAUAUUUACUACCCGCGAUCCAAAUACCAAGGCAAUAUUGAUGGAGCUUACUUUGGGACUACAUUCCCUCAUUUAUUUCUCAUGGCUUAUGGGAACAUGAAACCGCAGAAGCCGACUCAAACCUACGUUCCUAAAAUCUUCGGCUUUAAGGUACACAACAAGCAAUGA